Malassezia japonica is the source of this 1296-nucleotide messenger RNA. RefSeq names its product Histone acetyltransferase type B subunit 2 (gene HAT2). Gene Ontology annotation, biological process: chromatin remodeling; regulation of DNA-templated transcription. The transcript is spliced from 3 exons. NCBI's taxonomy places the organism in Eukaryota, Fungi, Basidiomycota, Malasseziomycetes, Malasseziales, Malasseziaceae. The record is from RefSeq and is a predicted model, not a curated record. Gene Ontology annotation, cellular component: Rpd3L complex; cytoplasm; Rpd3L-Expanded complex. Gene Ontology annotation, molecular function: histone binding; nucleosome binding. The coding region runs from base 1 to 1296 and encodes 431 amino acids.
AUGUCGAACGUGGAAAUUGCCGAGGAUGAGGCGUCGGCCAACAUGGCCAUGAUAUCGAAUGAGGAAUACAAAAUAUGGAAGAAGAACUCGCCCUUCCUGUACGACAUGGUCGUUACGCACGCGCUCGAGUGGCCGACGUUGACCAUGCAGUGGUUCCCGGACAAGGAGGUGUUUGCGGGCAAAGGCUUUGCGCGGCACCGCAUGCUGCUCGGCACGCACACGUCCGGGCAAGACAACAACUACCUCCAGAUCGCCACGGCGAAUCUCCCCCUGACCGAGAGCGACGCGGGCGGCGCCGAUGCCAAGGUCGAGAUGAAGGACUACGACGAGGAAAAAGGCGAGAUUGGAUCGUACUCCUCGACCUCGACUCGCAUCCAGAUUACGCAGCGCAUCAACCACGAAGGCGAGGUGAACCGCGCGCGGUACUGCCCCCAGAACUGCGACCUGAUCGCGACGCGUGCCGUGAGCGGCCUGACCUAUGUGUUUGACCGGACGAAGCACAGCAACCAGCCGGACAGCGACGGCAAGUGCCGUCCGGACAUUACGCUCCGUGGCCAGACCCAGGAGGGCUACGGUCUGGCGUGGAACCCCAUUCGCCAAGGGCAUAUUCUGGCCGCUUCUGAGGACACGACCGUGUGUCACUGGGACAUUAAUGCAUACCAGAAAGAGACGGCGACACUCGAGCCGCUCAAGGUGUACCGGGGCCACUCGUCUAUCGUCGAGGACGUCGCGUGGCACAACCACCACGAGCACCUCUUUGCCUCGGUCGGCGACGACCGCCAGAUGCUUCUGUGGGACACGCGCGAGUCGGGCGAGUCGCCCAAGCAGCGUGUCGAGGCGCACACGAGCGAGGUGAAUGCCGUGUCGUUCAGCCCCGCGAGCGAGUACAUCCUCGCGACCGGCUCCAGCGACAAGACGGUCGCGCUGUGGGAUCUGCGGAACCUCGGCGUGCGUCUGCACUCGCUCGAGGCGCACACCGACGAGGUGCUGCAGCUUGCCUGGUCGCCGCAUCACGAGACGGUCCUUGCGUCUGCCUCGGCGGACCGCCGUGUGAACAUCUGGGACCUGAGCCGCAUCGGCGAGGAGCAGACCUCGGAGGACGCCGAGGACGGUCCGGCGGAGCUGCUGUUUGUGCACGGCGGCCACACGAGCCGGCCGACGGACAUGGCCUGGUCGCCGCAGGACCCGUGGAAGGUGGCUACCGCGGCGGAGGACAAUAUCGUGAUGGUCUGGCAGCCCGCCGCGUCCAUCGUCGAGCCCGCCGAGGGCGACGUGGAUGCUGCGGAACUCGAGUAG